AUGCGGCCCAUCAGCUAUACCGCCUGCAUUAUAGCCGCCCUCGCCACGACGGUAUUCGCCACGCCCAGGGCUGUGACAUCGCGAGCGACCGACGGCUGCGGGAAGACGCACCUCUUCAACGGCAUCACGCAGUACCACGACCUCACGAGCAGCGGCCGGGACCGGUCCUACUCGAUCCAUCUGCCCAGCGACUACGACAAGUCGACGUCGUAUCCCCUCGUGCUGGGCUUCCACGGCUCCGACAGCAUCGGGCUCUUCUUCGAGGUGGACAGCAGACUGAGCGAGAGCCAGUUCAGCGCCAACAAAAUCAUGGUCUACCCCGACGGCGUGGGUGGAGCCUGGGCUGGCGCCAACUAUUCCGAGAUCUCCGUGGCGGAAGACCUGCAAUUUGUGACAGAUCUACUCAACGAGGUCCGUGCUGGGUACUGCAUCGACAACAGCCGCAUUUAUGCCACUGGCAUAUCCAACGGCGGUGGUUUCGUCAACACCAUCGCCUGCAGUGACCUAGGCGACGAGUUCGCCGCCUUCGCGCCCGCUUCCGCUUCCCUCUACACAGACAAUGCUGGUGUCAGUGGCGGAUGCACACCAGCGCGGAGUCCUCUGCCCGUUCUGGAGAUCCAUGGCGGCAGCGACGCCAGCGUGCAUUACGAAGGGGGUGAAGGCGAGGGCGGCAUGGAACCUGCGAUCACAGAGUGGCUCGGAUGGUGGGCGGAGCGCAACGGAUGCACAGAUGUGAGAGUCGAGGACAGUUUCGAGGGCGAUGUGCACCACUCCAUCUGGACGUGUGGGGAUGGGACUGAGGGAGUAUUGCAGCAUUGGAAAGUUGACGAUAUGGGGCACUGUUGGGCUUCGACCGAGAUUAACUUCUCGCAAAUCGCGGCUGGACAAGGCCCAACUCAUAUCCAGGCCUCUCAGGUCAUCAUGGACUUCUUCGAUCAGUUCACAAAGCCAUAG
This is a messenger RNA of Anthostomella pinea, 954 nucleotides long. NCBI's taxonomy places the organism in Eukaryota, Fungi, Ascomycota, Sordariomycetes, Xylariales, Xylariaceae. The record is from the annotation of a GenBank genome assembly.